Capsella rubella is the source of this 273-nucleotide messenger RNA. RefSeq names its product defensin-like protein 50. The record is from RefSeq and is a predicted model, not a curated record. NCBI's taxonomy places the organism in Eukaryota, Viridiplantae, Streptophyta, Magnoliopsida, Brassicales, Brassicaceae.
AUGGGUUACACAAAAAUCUUAGUACCUUUGUUUCUUGUAGCUAUAUUGGUCGUUUCGAUGUCCCCCCAAAACGCUAUGGCCUCAGAGAUUAAAGCGAUCAAAGAACAAAAAUGCACUGUUCCAUGUACGCCAUCAUAUGAGAAUUUAAGAUGCAGCGUGGACUGCAUAACAUUGGGGUUUUCGACUGGAGGAUGUCGUAUUUUUUUUCCUCAUCAACCUCUAUAUUGUUGUUGUUUUAAAUUAACAUAGAUGAUCCCUUGAUUUGUUGUGUUU